CUCCCGUCAUGCCGCGCGGCCGGGAGCGGAACCGGAAGCGCGCGCGUCUCUGGCCGCCCACCCCGCGGAUGGGCGGGAGGAGGCGGGGCGGCGGCGAGAGGCGGGGCGUCGCGGAGGAAGAGGCGGGGCGGCCCCGGAGCAGCGGCGCCGAGCGGCCCGGCGAGCGGGAGGCGCCCAGGGCUGGAGCCGCCCGACGCCGCCCCGCCAGCCCCGCCGCCGCCGCCUGGGCCGGGCAAGAUGCCCCGCCGGAAGCAGCGCCACCCGCAGCCCGUCAAAGUGGACGCGGCGGGCGCGGCGGUCGAUCCUCCGGGCGAGGAGGGCCUGGCUCCGCCGGGCGCCUUCCUCUCGGAGCACGAGCUGGAGCUGGAGGACGAGGACGACGAGGAGGAGAGCGGCGCCGCCGGCCUCGCCUUCGAGAAGGACUCGGAAGGAAAGGGACGGGCCGAGGUGAGGAUGCCCCCCGCUGCCCCCCUGAUGCCCCCUCCUUGUGUGCCGCAGACUCCCUUGGGGGGACGCCCGGACUCUCGUCCUAUGUGCUGAGCGAUGAGGAGUUCCCGCCGCUGUGCCAGGCCCAGGACAAUGGCAAGGGGCCCGGCCAGGCUUGCCAGCACUGCGGCCUGCCUGCCCCUGCCUCUGCUGCCUGCUGCCCGCCAGAGGAUGAAGAGCUGGAGGAGGAGGAGGAGGAGGAAGGUUCCGCCAAGGGGCGGGUGGUCUUCUCCUGCCAGCUGUGCCCCUUUGCCUCGCACUACUCCAGCCACCUCAAGCGCCACAUGAAGACCCACAAUGGGGAGAAGCCCUACCGCUGCCCGCACUGCCCCUACGCCUCGGCCCAGCUGGUCAACCUGACGCGCCACCUGCGCACCCACACGGGAGAGAAGCCCUACCGCUGCCCCACCUGCCCCUUCGCCUGCAGCAGCCUCGGCAACCUCAAGAGGCACCAGCGGGUCCACGGCCAGGAGCGCCCGCUGCGCUGCGGCUCCUGCACCUGCCGAUGUGCCCGGGGCAACCCCCUGCGGCGCCACAGCCCCGGGGCGCAGGGGGAGUCGGAGGCAGAGAUGGAGGGGCCAGCGGCUGCGGAGCAGGAGACAGAGCCUCCGCUCUUGGCCCCGGGCUCCCCAUUCCUGAGGCCCGAGGACUCUGCGGCCGUCCUCCCGGAGCUGCUCUUCCCCUUCACGUGCCGGGCGUGCGGACUGGUCCUGGAGGCGGACGAGGGCCUGGGCGAACCGGUGUGCGGGCGCUGCAGCCUGGCCGUGCUGGGGGCGGAGCAGUCGUCGCCCAAGGGCUUCUCGUGCCAGCUGUGCCCCUUCGUCACCACCUACCCCAACCACCUGGCGCGGCACAUGAAGACGCACAGUGGGGAGAAGCCCUUUGCCUGCGCCCUGUGCCCCUACGCCUCGGCACACCUCGACAACCUCAAGCGCCACCAGCGGGUGCACACGGGAGAGAAGCCCUACAAGUGCCCGCUGUGCCCCUACGCCUGCGGCAACCUGGCCAACCUCAAGCGCCACGGCCGCAUCCACUCGGGGGACAAGCCCUUCCGCUGCCGCCUCUGCUCCUACUCCUGCAACCAGAGCAUGAACCUCAAGCGCCACAUGCUGAGGCACACGGGAGAGAAGCCCUUCCAGUGCCGCAUCUGCCCCUACACCACCGGCCACUGGGACAACUACAAGCGCCACCAGAAGGUGCACGGCCAGGGCCUGCCCGAGGAGGAGGGGGGCCCCAGCCUGGACAGCAGCCUGCCUUGAGGGCCCGCGGGGGAGACCGCAGGCACCCGCCACACCAAGGCACCCGCCUCCCCGCGGGUGUCUCUGCAUAGGAAUAGGCUCGGACGGCAGGAGGAGAAAGAGGGGGCCUCUUCCACUUGCCAAACAAGCCCCCACCCCCAGGACUGGGGGAAGCAGCUGUAGGGACCUUGGGGGGGGGCAGUGCAGUUCGUGCCGGCAGCGGAGCACUGGGACCUCCUUGGCCAAAACGUGGCUGGGCACUGCCUGCUCCUG
Messenger RNA from Podarcis raffonei (Aeolian wall lizard), 1997 nucleotides. RefSeq names its product zinc finger protein 513 (gene ZNF513). The coding region runs from base 9 to 1745 and encodes 578 amino acids. The transcript is spliced from 4 exons. The record is from RefSeq and is a predicted model, not a curated record. Gene Ontology annotation, molecular function: DNA-binding transcription factor activity; RNA polymerase II cis-regulatory region sequence-specific DNA binding. Gene Ontology annotation, biological process: regulation of transcription by RNA polymerase II. NCBI's taxonomy places the organism in Eukaryota, Metazoa, Chordata, Lepidosauria, Squamata, Lacertidae.